AUGUACCAGAUCAACAAGACGGCCAUAUCUUGGCUGCCGCCGGAGCAGAUCGAGCCGGCGGCGAUGCAGCAGAUCGUGAAGAUCGCGUCGAUGCCGUUCAUCUACAAGCACGUGGCUAUCAUGCCCGACUGCCAUGUUGGGAUGGGGGCGACGGUGGGGUCGUGCAUUCCGACCGACGGGGCAAUUAUUCCGGCGGCGGUGGGCGUGGACAUCGGGUGCGGCAUGGUGGCUGUGCGAACUCCGCUGUCUCGCGACGACCUUCCUGCGGACCUCCGCGGUAUCCGAGAGGGUAUCGAACGGCGCAUUCCGCUCAGCGCGGGCAAGUACAACCGGAGGCGGACUGGAGGCUCCCAGCUGGGUUCUCUCGGUUCGGGCAACCACUUCAUCGAGAUAACCUUGGACGAGUCGGAGGGCGUUUGGGCGUUCCUGCACUCCGGUUCGCGUGGCAUCGGCAACAAGAUCGCCAUGCAGCACAUCCGGACAGCGCAGAGGUUGAUGAAACGGGAGUCGAUUCGCCUGCCUGACCGCGAUCUGGCAUACCUGAGCGAAGGCACGGAGGAGUUCGACGAAUACAUCCGCGACCUCCGCUGGGCACAGGACUUCGCGCUCUUGAACCGAGAGGAGAUGAUGGACCGGGUGAUGACCGAACUCAGCUACACAGUCUAUGGGGAGGGCGGUCACGAGGGCGAGCUUGAGUUGGAACGCAUCCAGUGCCAUCACAACUUCACGCAGAAGGAGCGCCACUACGGCAAGGACGUGUUGGUAUCGAGGAAGGGCGCGAUCCAGGCCAAAGAGGGACAGAUGGGUCUCAUCCCCGGCUCGAUGGGCACCGCAAGUUACGUCGUGCGGGGUCUGGGCAGUGUGGAUGCGUUCGAGACGGCCCCGCACGGGGCAGGGCGACGAUUCUCACGGACGCAGGCGAGGAAGCGCUUCACCAUGGACGACUUCGACCGGGACAUGCAGGGGAUCGAGGUGCGACGUUCCAAGGAGUUCAUCGACGAGCUGCCGGGCGCUUACAAGGACAUUGACACCGUCAUGGAGCAGUCGAGGGACCUUGUCGAGAUCGUGCACACCUUCGGCCAGAUCGUCAACGUCAAGGGUGACUGA
Molecule: messenger RNA, 1107 nt
Organism: Geodia barretti
Lineage: Eukaryota; Metazoa; Porifera; Demospongiae; Tetractinellida; Geodiidae
Source: the annotation of a GenBank genome assembly